GCGCAAGGAUACGAGCUAUCACUUUCUCCCGGCGCCCACUUUCAAAAUGGCAUCCGGAAGGAAGUGUGUGAAUGGGACGAGCGCGAGGUUAUAAUUAAGGACGUUGGCACGACUUCCGGUCUGGUGGCAAGAUGGCUGCGCCCAGUGGUGGAUUUCAACCUCGUGAGCGGAGGUUUGGUGAGCAGGACCAGGACCAGGACUGGGAUGCUGCUGCUCCCAAGAGGCCCCGACUUGGGGCAGGAAGCAGGAGUGGAGGCCGCAGGCUCAUUGUGGUGCUGGAAGGGGCCAGUCUGGAGACAGUCAAGGUGCCCACAUGUUGCUCCUGUGCCCUGCUCACUCUCCUGGCCGAGCAGUGGGGCCUGAGGAUUUGGCCGUGGACAGGUUUCCUGCUGCUCCGCUCUUCAGGGCUACACCGAGGACAACUGGCUGCAGAGGGAGCUCAUGCGCUGUCCUCUCGCUCUGUUCUUCAGGUAGGGAAGACUUACGAACUACUCAACUGUGACAGGCACAAGUCUAUGCUGCUGAAGACUGGGCGGGACCCCGGGGAAGUGAGACCAGACAUAGCCCAUCAGAGCUUGCUGAUGCUGAUGGACAGCCCGCUGAACCGUGCAGGCUUGCUGCAGGUGUACAUCCACACGCAGAAGAACGUGCUGAUCGAAGUGAACCCCCAGACCCGCAUCCCCAGGACCUUCGACCGGUUCUGUGGUCUCAUGGUUCAGCUUUUACACAAACUGAGUGUUCGAGCAGCUGAUGGCCCCCAGAAGCUUUUGAAGGUAAUCAAGAAUCCAGUGUCUGACCAUUUCCCAGUUGGCUGUAUGAAAAUCGGCACGUCCUUUUCCGUCCCGGUCGUCAGUGAUGUGCGAGAGUUGGUGCCCAGUAGCGACCCCAUUGUUUUCGUGGUGGGGGCCUUUGCCCAUGGCAAGGUCAGUGUGGAGUACACGGAGAAGAUGGUCUCCAUCAGCAACUACCCACUGUCUGCCGCCCUCACCUGUGCCAAGCUCACCUCGGCCUUUGAGGAAGCCUGGGGUGUGAUCUGAAACCAGGGACCUGGUCCCACCCAGCCCUGCUUAGAACUGACCGCAGCCGCCGGCCAACCUUCCUGCAUGGAGCCAGGAGCCCAGGGAGCCCGAGCUGUACAUUUGCUCUUCAUCAGUCCUAUAAAUGUGGCUUUUCCAAA
This is a messenger RNA of Heterocephalus glaber (naked mole-rat), 1177 nucleotides long. Lineage: Eukaryota; Metazoa; Chordata; Mammalia; Rodentia; Bathyergidae. The record is from RefSeq and is a predicted model, not a curated record.